This is a messenger RNA of Lymnaea stagnalis (great pond snail), 12376 nucleotides long. Lineage: Eukaryota; Metazoa; Mollusca; Gastropoda; Lymnaeidae. The record is from the annotation of a GenBank genome assembly.
AAAAAUUGAUUAAUUUUAUCUAUGCUUUAAGAGUUUUUAUGAUUUAGUCCGUGUAUUUUUCUUUCCACCAUUUUUAUUUCCAUUCCACGCCCACAUCUCACAUCCUUUCCCCUAGUUUUGUUUUUCUUUUGCGAUUGGUUGUAAACACGUGUUUUUAAAAAAAAUCAAAAUAUACUAUAAGUCUGCAUUAGCAAUUUACCUAAAAUACCAUGCCUAAAUCUAAAAGAGAUAAAAAAGGUAAGUAAAUAUACUAAUUUAGGAAGAUAAAAUAAAGCUUAUAUAAAUAAGUAGAUAGGAUUAGAAUUUUCAAUUUAGUUUAGGUUAGGAGCGUGAUGAAAGGAAAGGCAAAGGCCUGAAAGCUUUCUCCAAGUCCAAGAAGUCAGAACAGUGCUGAGAACACUAAUCUACAGUUGAGUACAGGGACAGACUGGCAGCAGUGUCGAGUUGGUCUCUGUUCUGUCUUCCGUGUGUCUCACUAAAAUGGGUGUUUAUGUCAGGAGUAAGCUAUCAUUUGUAAUAUUGGAUUAUUGGCUAAUGUGGGGAUUGGAUGCCACGACGUCAUUUGCAUGUUGGCAGUUGGUAAUCUUGCAGUUCAGGUGCGUAUAUUAUUUUUGAUCGAAUUUCGUACUAUCGCGUGUAAACUUACGUGUAUUCUUCAUUAAAUUAAAUCCAGGCAGUGAUAGUUAACUAAUAACUAAUAAUGAAACAUACAUCGCAAAUAAUUUUUAUUUUAUUUUAUUUCUAAAGCGUCUUUGAACAUCCCCGAACCUUCCAACCUUUAUUUUUUUUUUUAACCCUGUUGCCAGAUUUUUUAUCAAUAAGUAUAAAUUGGUAUGCUAAACGAAAUUUUCAAAUUGUAGCCAUGUUCACAAAAAGAAUGAAAUAAAUACGGCGUGAAGAGGAGUCUUGAACUUAAUUAGAUGUUCCUUUUUUUAUGGCAGUGUCUACACGUCCGGCGCGCCGGUAUAGUGGUAACCUAGCCUUCUUCUCAUAACAUAACUAAAUACUAAUCCUGAACUACAACCAUGUCUGAUUUAGUCUACUGGUCUUAUUUUAUUUGGUUCAUAUUUUAAAUUUAGGCUUCAAGGUAGGGCUUUACAAGAUGUUUAACCAAGUUAUGGGACUUUCUUCAUUGAAGAGUUGGAAUCAAAUAGACUAGUAAUAAUAGGCCUAAACCUACUACUAGUCAGUAUUUAGGCCGACUAGUUUAAUAUUCAAACUCAAACACUUUUUGUAUCUCAGAGCAUUUGACAUGUUCAGCAUUAAUUUAUUAUCUAGGGAUCGGCUGGCUUAUAUAUGUACACCAUAUUGGAAUAUCAGUUAUAAAAUGCAAUGCAACUAUUUUGCAGGCGACCACUUGUCACUUGACCUGCCAGAAUAAUAAAACCUACUAGUCGGCCGGCGGUCACGUGACAUUCCCCGCCGUACGUAUAUCUCCCGCACUAUUUGUCCAGCGUGCCGGACGUGUGGACACUUCGUUUUUUUAUAGGGGCCCAAAAAUUUUUUUUCCUUAUACUUAUAUGGGGUGUAUAAAUAUAAUUCCAAUCAAAAGCUCCUGCAUGGGCAUGGGUGAAUGGAAUGAGAUCAAACAUUGUACACAUAAUAACACUUAUCCAUAUUCAAAAACCGGUACUGAAGUUUAAUAAUGAAGUCAUAAUUUUAACUUUUCCUAAAACUAGCCAAUAUACACGUCAAUUUUAUAUAAAUUUAUUUUGUGAACAUGCUUUUAGUUUUAAAAGUUAAGCAUCAAUAAAUAAUUUGGGUAUAAUUUAAUAUAAAUCUUAUUUCUGUCAUGUAGGGUGUAUUAAAAAAACAAUAAAAUGGAGAGAUCGUUUAUGCUAUCGGCUAUGUACUAAUGGGGGCUGUAAAAAUCAAUAAAAAGAAAAGUUAUUGCUGUACAAUUUAGUUUUAGGGCUAACUAAUACUGUCUAGAAUACAUUUUAGAAAGAAUACACGUAAGAUUACAUGCAAUAACACGAAAUUCGUUAAGAAAUAAUAUACGCAUCUGAACUGCAAGAUUACCUGCAUUUUUUAUUUAAGUUGCUGUGAAUUAGGGUUCAGGUUAGGUUUAGGGAUAAAUUUGUAGGGUUCAGGUUAGGUUUAGGGAUACAUUUAGGGUUCUGGUUAGGUUUAGGGAUACAUAUAGGGGUUAGGUUAAGGGAUUGCUUCUAUUGCUGCCCACAGAUACUACUUACCAGCUAAGUGCUAUUUCUUAUUUUUAUAACGUUUUUUCUGUUGUUUUGUUCGCUGACGAAGGCUUUCUGCCGACACGUUCGCUGUUUUGUUGCGUUUAAUUUUUCAGGUUUAACCAUACUCUGUUUUACUCAUUUUAUUUAGGUUAAGGGAUACAUUUACUUAGAUUUAGUGACAGAAUUAACUGGUUUUGUCAACUAUGAUGACGGCCAUUGAGAAAAUAGUGGCAUCCUUUCUGAACAUUUACCGAAUUAUUUAUUAUGGCAAAGUUUUAAGUUAGGCUAAUCAUAAAUACAUGGACAUGACGUAUUCAUAUGAUUAAUGGGUAAAUUUUGACUACGAUUGCCACUAUUUUCUCAAUGGCCGCCAUCUUGGUUAACACGUCACGUGAAGUCAUCUAUCCCUAUGCCUAACCUGAACCCUAAAUCGAUCCCUAAGCCUAACCCGAAACCCUAAAUCGAUCCCUAUGCCUAACCUGAACCCUAAAUCGAUCCCUAUGCCUAACCUGAACCCUAAAUCGAUCCCUAAAAUAAUUUAGUAAAAAUAAACAAAUGGAAGUUACUCCCUGGAAAAUAAGUCGUGGCAAUCGUAACUAGGAUUAGGAUUAUGAUUAAUGAUCAUUCAAUGAUGUUUUGGCCCAUUUCUGACCACCCCGUUCCUCAUACAAAAUAAAUAAGUUUUUUAGUUUUAGAAUAUUAUAGACCAGGCCUGCACAACUCAAAAUGUAAGGCGGGCCGUGUAAUACUUUAUGGAAAACUUGUGUGGGCCGUAAUAUAAUAGGCUAAAUAGGACAUGGGCGAACGCUAUUAAGACUAAGAAAAUAAUAAUGAUGAAGAAUAUUUCGUUGAUUGUUAUUGUUAGUUAUAGUAUUUUGACAAAAUGUUAAUAUAUUGACAAGAUAUUAGUAGUUUGACUAAAUGUUGGCAAAAUCCAAGGUGGGCUGGAUUUGGUGGGAGGUAUGCCACCCCUCCCAAGAUUUGUGAUGUCAUUUAUGUAUGGCCCCUAGGAUGCUUUUUAAAGGUCAUUUAAUAUUAUCUGUUGGUCUUCUGUGGGCCAUUGAAAUUGAUGAAUGAUAAUCUCUCUGCAUGCCAUGUCUGGGGUAUUCAGAGUCACUGACAGACUAGUUAGUUAUGUAAGUGAGUGAAAUGGAAUAGAUUUUCUUUUCUUAAAUUCUAGUAAUGGAAAGUUACAGAGGUAUGAUAUUUUUUAAGCUUAAUAAAAUGAAAAUGACAGGAAAAGAUAGUUGUUUAAUUAAGUUUCAUCGUGACUUGUUAAUAUCGAUUUUAGUUGCUUGAGCUGAUACGUUGGAAAAUAUUGCUGCCACUUUUUAACUGCCCUAACCUGAUCAACCCUUGAAGUCUCAUACUUCACCAAACAUCGUCAUGAUAACCUUCCUCAAAUAAAUUUUAAUUUUAAAAAUUAAUUAAUACAUAUAAUAUUUUAUUUCAGUUUCACUUACACAGACUAGGAAAAAGGGUUUGGAGCUGAAGCAGAAGUUGAUAGAAAAGGUUGGCAUCCUUGAGCAGUGUUUUUAAUCAUGUAAUUUUAUUAAUAUAAAUUAUAAGGACAUUUAGGUUAUUUUUAAGUCUGCAGAGAAAUGCUUCAAUUUGGAAAUAACAAUUUUAAAGAGCAUAAAAUUAAAGUAAAAAUUAUUUUAAGAAUUGCAACUUGAUACAUUGUUAAUGCCUGCAACAAAUGAAUAUUAUUUUGGUGUAAAUUUGGAAAUAAAAGAAAUUUGAAAGUUAGAGAAAGUAAAUAAAAUUUAUUUAUUAAAUAAAAACAUUUUGCAAAAUUAAAGAGAAAUUUUCAAAAUCUGAACCAUUAACAAAAAUUUCAACUAUUCUAUCUUGAAAAAAAUCAGAUUCGUGAAACAGCUGAUCAAUAUGCAAGAAUAUUCACAUUUUCUGUACAUAACAUGAGAAAUGUUCAACUUAAAGAAAUUCGGCAAGAAUGGAAUCACAGCAGGUGAGUUUCUCACUCUUAAUUUUUAAAAAGUAAUUGGGUACACUUUUAGUUUUACAAGCUACAACAACAAAGUAGCUGCUGUAUACAGUAUGAGAGAGUUGCAUUGGCUGCCGGUACGCGCUUGCAUAGAGUACAAAAUUGCAACUCUGUGCUACCGCUGCUUGCAUGACCUGGGGCCUUCCUAUCUCAAAGCACUCAUGACACCUUAUGUAUGUUAUGUAACGCUCAUCAGAUAGUGGCAAACUCUCGAUACUACGUGUUCGCCUUGAGACUUACGGAAGGCGCACUUUCGCAUUUGCUGGCCCAACAGUUUGGAACACCCUUCCUGUUGCUCUCAGAAACAGCCAGACACUGGAGUCCUUCAAAACCGAUUUGAAAACACAUCUAUUUCGCAAACACCUGCUGGGGUGAUGUUGUCUACCGUCUUUUACAGCUAGCUAUUGUCUCCUAGAUGUAUAUUGGCUUGUGUUGUUUAUGGUUGCAAGGGAUGAAAGAUUUAGAAUGGGUAUGCUUGUAUGUAGUUUUUGUAAUGUUGCGUUUUGUACUUCAAUGUGGUAAAAUAUAGAUUGUUUUAUUUCCCUUUUAAUAUGUUUGACUUUAUACAGCGCUUCGAGCCUUUGGGGAUAAAGCGUGAUUUUCAAAUAACCUUUAUUAUUAUUGUUAUUUAAACUGAAAAUUGAUUUUGUUAGGGAAAAGUAGAAGAUCAGACUGUUAAAAGUAUAAUAUUCAUGACAAUGAGCAAGUUAGCAUAAAACUUUGGGAUAUAGUUAUGUUGGGUAUAAUUAGGUUAUGUUGAAUAUUAUAAAAACGAAGAGUUCUAUUUAUUUCAUUAGCAUUAAUUCAGGUUACAAAAUAAAAUGCACAUGUCCUUUAUAAAUUUACAGGCAUGUUAGCAUAUUUACAAGCACAUUUUUAGUUUUGAUCAGUCCAUUGAAUAGUACCGUAUAUUUGUGCAUGUUGCAUAUUUUCAACAUAGACUUUGUAAAAUUGUUUACAUUUGCUCUUAUAGCAUCCAUGUGAACUCCCUUUUCAACUCUGGCUGUUGUAUUCACACUCUGUAUUAUUUUGCUUUUAAAUGUAAUGUAUGUAAUAAACAUGACAACUAGGUAGCUCAAAGUGAAGAAAAAUUUAUAAAGCAGUUCUGAAAAUUCUUUCACAGACAAUAUAGGAUUAUAAUAAGCCCAAAUGGUCUCCUUUCAUUGAUUUACUAGAUGAUCCCAUUACCAAGCCCCUUACUUACUUACUUAGGCCUUUCUACCCCGUCUGGGGCAUAGGCCAUCUACAAGAAUUUUCCACUCAUCACGGUCCUGUGCUUUCCUUUCCAAUUGCUUCCAGGUUUAUCCCAUAUUUUGCGUGUCUGCCUCUAGCUCUCGUCUCCAUGUAUUCUUAGGCCUUCCUCUCUUUUUCCCUGUGGGUUCCAUUUUAGACAUUGUCUUGUGGUGCAAUAGGGUUUUUUUUUCAGAGCAUAUGCCCUAUCCAUCUCCAUCUUUUCUUUAUGAAAUCUUCAUCGAUGGGCACCUGGUAUGUCCUUUCUAGUAGAUCUUUGUUAAUGAUAGUAUUUGGCCACUUGAUUUUCAGGAUCUUUCUAAGGCAUGUGUUAAUAAAUGUCUGCACUUUCUGCAUAAGGCUCACUGUUGUUUUCACCAAGCCCCUUCUAUGAUUAGUAAUAAACAAGCUGUCUCUUGUGGAACAAAACUUGAGAAAGCAAGUUGAAGACGCCAUUAAUAAUUUUUGUGUAAGUUCCAGAAGUUACUAUUCAGAUUUUGUACCAAACCCUCAAACAACCAACCAACCAACCCCCCCCCCCCCCCCCCCCCCCCCCCCCCAAUCAUCUUCCUCUUAGGAUUUAACUGCCCGGCUGGUCUGAUAAAUCCAUUCUAUGUGGAUUUUAACCCAGAACAGGAAAUAUCUUUGUCAAAAUUUGAAGCCACUAACGCUUGGUGGCCAAUUCAGCUUUGUUGUUUAAUGGUAAUCAGGAUAUUUAUUGAAAAAUCAUGCUAAGCUGCACUACUAACUUUUUAUAGUAUAAAGCAUUUUCAGUUAAUAGGAACAGAACCAGGCCGGUAAAACAAAAAGAGUAUAACAAUUGCGCAUUCUCAUUGCAGGUUCUUUUUUGGUAAAAAUAAAGUCAUGCAACUUGCCCUGGGAAGAACUGAAGAUGAGGAGUAUAGAGAGAAUCUUCACAAACUGACACAGCAUUUACAAGGACAGACAGGAUUGCUGUUCACAAAUUCAAAGGAAAAAGAAGUAUUGAAGUGAGAUUAAUUCAGAGAUUGUUUGCUCUAAUGCCUCUAUAUUUUUGUCUGUUUUAAAGUAUGGAGCACCUCAACAAAAAUAAUAGAACAUAUAUAUAUCAGGGUGACCAAAACCGAGCUAAUUAGCCAAAGGGGCUUGCUAGAUCUCAAUGUUUGACAAUACAUUUUAAAAAUACUAUGAAUUUCUAAUGUAUUUAGUGUGUAUUUGGAGAGGCUAAAUUAGGAUAUUGAGGAGAAUCUUAACUUGGCUAGUGCAGGUGGUAGGAAAAUCUCAACUUGGCUAGUGCAGAUAGGAGGAGAUUUCUAACUUGGCUAGUGCAGGUAGGAGGAGAUUCCUAACUUGGCUAGUGCAGGUAGGAGGAGAAUCUAACUUGGCUAGUGCAGGUAGGAGGAGAAUCUAACUUGGCUAGUGCAGGUAGGAGGCGAAUCCGAACUUGGCUAGUGCAGGUAGGAGGAGAAUCCUAACUUGGCUAGUGCAGGUAGGAGGAGAAUCCUAACUUGGCUAGUGCAGGUAGGAGGAGAAUCCUAACUUGGCUAGUGCAGGUAGGAGGAGAAUCCUAACUUGGCUAGUGCAGGUAGGAGGAGAAUCCUAACUUGGCUAGUGCAGGUAGGAGGAGAUUCCUAACUUGGCUAGUGCAGGUAGGAGGAGAAUCUAACUUGGCUAGUGCAGGUAGAAGGAGAAUCUAACUUGGCUAGUGCAGGUAGGAGGAGAAUUCUAACUUGGCUAGUGCAGGUAGGAGGAGAAUCCUAACUUGGCUAGUGCAGGUGGGUGGAGAAUUCCUAAAGGUACAAAGACUAAACACUGGCCACCUGUCGUAAUGUAUCAGUAUCAGAUUGCAUCAGGACAAGGCUCGUACAAAUGUGACAGUGACAUGGUCAUAAACAAAGAGCUUUGGAAUGCUGAGACUUGUGGCUAGUUAUUGAGAAUUGUCCAUGCAGACUGAGGUGUGGGAAAUUCAUUUAGAGAAGGUGAGUGGAGAAUUCGCACAGUUAUAACCGGACACUGACCGCCUGUCAUAUUGUAUCCAGACCUGUUUACCCUCAAAUUCUUAAAAUCGUACAAUAUCACAAAAUCAUUCAAUAAAUUAUCUUAAUAGUAAAAAAACCACAGAGUAUUUAUAACAUAUAAACCUCAAAAUCGUACAUUGUAUGCCAAAAUCGUAAGAGUAAACAGGUCUGUUGUAUCAGAUUGCACCAGCAUGAGGCUGGUGCAGCUUUGACAAUCAAGUUAUAAAUCAAGAGGAUUUGGAAUGCAGAGGCUUGUGACUAGUUAAUGAGAAUAGUCCAUGCAGACCGAGGUGUGGGGCAUUCCUACACUGCUUUAUGCCACACCUUUCAUUGGGUGCAAUGAGUAGGAAUAUUGGAUUGCAAUCAACACAGACAUUAGUUAUCAAUCAAGGGUGGCUGGUUAAUAUGAAAUGUCUAUGUAGAUAGCGGGAAGCAUGGAGUGAUUCAUAGUACCGGGGCGGAGAAACAGUUCGUAGCACAGAUGUAGAAAUAGAUGGUUCUGAGAGGGAAUCAGGGGUACUAAUAAAAGGGGACCGGAGAGCAGUGGUAGUCAGUUGGGGGACUCAGUCGGAGAGCAGUAGUGGUUAGCUGGACGGCUCAGUCGGAGAGCAGAGAAGAGAGAGUACAGUAGAGCAGUGCAGUUCAGGCUAACUUGGACGGUAGAGAGAUGAGCUGGGACAGUCAGAGUUGAGUAGCAGAGACGUGAGAGUGAAUCAUAUUUUUAUUAUUUUUUUUUGCUGGCAUCCGUGACGAUGGUGUGGGCUUCGGAGGACAAAAUGCACACGGCCUGGGAUUAUCCUUCAAGGAUUAUUAGCUGGUUCCCAACAGCAAAUCGCCUCUCUCCACUCCGCUGGAUACCCAAAGGAACAUCAUUUGGAUGAUACAGUUUGGCACCAGUCGCAGGAGAUUUCAGAAUGUUUCAUUGUACCAAUGUUAUCAGCCUUUCGGGACUCCAUGUCCGGUUUUGAUUUCAGAGUUUCCUUCUCUUAGAUGAGUUGCCAUCCAAGGUUAACGAGUCGCAUCUACCCGUGGUGCUGGUGAUGUUUUUGCUUGACUGGGCUUUGGUUGGAAUUGAACUCCAGACCACCAACUUGAGAUUUGCUCAGUUUAGACCACUCAGCCACCCCGCACCCUUGAAUCAUAUUAUUACUCAGAGAAAUGCAGGCCAUAACCAUCAUGUUGUUUGUUACCUGAUUGUUUGGGUACAAGUGACAGAGGAAGCAAAUGUUAUCAUCUAAGCAAAAGUCGCAGAGAGCAUAACUAGAGUGUUACAGUUUAUCUAAAAUAUGAAGAAGUCAAUUGCAUUUUUUCACCUAACAAUUAAGACAUAUUUAUAUAAAUUUAACCAGCUCUCGUUUCAAAUUUUCUAAUUUAUCAGUCCCAUAGCUUACUAUUUACCCAAAGCUGGGGACUAUCUUGGCCAAAUUUGAAGCCAUUAUGGCUGCUUGGAGAGGCAGAAAUUAAUACAGUUGCAUCACGGGGCAGACAGGCUAGUCAGGUUAAAAAGUGGGCUUAAAUGCACUAGAUUUAUUUUGGCAAAUUGCUAUGUGGGGAAAUUAGUCCUGCUUGAAUUGUAUUGGAUGUGCAUUUGAGGUUAGGUAUGGAAAUUUCUUUAAAUUAUCAUUUAUAAAUUUAAAUGGCCAUAAUGAUAUUUAGUUGAUAAUUUUAAACUAGGUCCUUGUUCAGUUAUAUAAUUCAGUUAGUAAUUAUCAAUAAUUUCUCCACGUUGAUCCAUUGAUUUUGUUUAAGAGUUGAAAUGAAGUUAAUCCUUUUGUUACUCAGUAGCUUAGAGUGCAUUUUUUUAUCAGCAUAGUGUGUAAAUAAAUAUAUCUUAGUUAAUUUUAUACUUACAAUUGCCCUACUGUUCAAUUUAAGCUGGUAGACAAAGCAACCACACAUUGUUUGCUUAGUGGGCAAAAAUAACAUUGUUUGCUUAGUGGGCAAAAACUAACAUUAAAAUCGUUAAUUUUAUGGCAAUGUUUGAAAAUAUAAGUGUCUGUUCUAUUGCAAGAUUUAUUGUUUGUGAAAUCAUUUGUCAAUUUUUGUUCAAAUUUUUUAAACUUUGAUGUCAAAGCAUUACUAUAAGUACCAUAAAUCUUAGUAAUAGUUACUUUGACAGUUUUUUUAUUUCUAAAUCAUAUAUCCAUCCUUCUGAUAGAAAUUUGUUUGGUGGGAAGAAGUCUUCUUUUCAUUUUAUCAUUCACCACUCUAUAUGAGCUUUCAAGAAAUCAUUUUUGAACUGCAUAUUUUGCUUUUUAGCCUUGUACUGAUUACAUUUGAGUAAUUCUUGGCACCAUUUCUCUGAAUUAGAUACUUUGAUGAGCUGUACGUCCCCAACUAUGCUAGAUCUGGCACUGUAGCCACCCAGACAGUUUUAUUGGAAGAGGGUCCACUUGCUGAAUUCAGCCACUCACUGGAACCACAACUCAGACAGCUUGGAUUACCUACACAACUUAAAAGAGGUGAAUAUUGUUGUUGUCUGUCUGGGAAAGGGAUCGAGAUCAAUGCCAAAUUCAAAUAUUCACAAUGAACCACCUGUCACAUAAAAAAAAAUUAGGUACUCCUCUCCCCUGUUGGAUAAUGAAGCUUGGCUGUGCUAAAUGAAAUCUAAGAGUUAAUACCCUGGUGACCAGACAUUAACCAGACCAAAACUAAUAUACCUACUGUUUUCAGAUACGCUUAGCUAAUUAUGUGCAAAACUUAAAACAAUACUAAAAUCCAUUACAUUUCAAACAAAAGAUUAUCAUACUGGGAUGAACAGGGCUGGCCUGCAAUAGAUAUUUUUAGUAGAUUGAUAAGACACGAACAAUUUGUGUAAAUAAUUAAUGGGAUGAACAGUAAAAACACUGCAGAGAAGAAUAAUUGAGACAUAUUAGCUAAACGUAUCAUAUAUUAAUGAAUAAAGAUCCACUCAUAUGCAUAAUCUAUUAUAAUUGAAUGAAUAGCACAGAGGCAUGAGUUUGUCCUCUUUAAUGCCCACCUUUGUGUGUUUCACAGCCCAUUGCCCAUGACACCAGCACUCACAUCAUACAGGGUCUAGCAGUUUUGGUUUUGUUAUCUGUUACUCACCUUUCACCUUCUUCUCCCAGGUGUUGACAUCAUACAGGGCCUAGCAGCUUUGGUUUUGUUAUCUGUUACUCACCUUUCACCUUCUUCUCCCAGGUGUUAUUCACUUAUUGAAAGAUCACACAGUUUGUGAAAAGGGACAAGUUUUAAAUCCUGAACAAUGCAGAAUACUUGUAAGUGACACAUCUAAAUUCAUGAAAUAAUGAAAUCAAUAAACUAUCUGUAAACACUACAAUUUGUUAUUGCGAAAGUAAGACAUUAAACUAUCAAGCAUUAACUUGGAUACUUUUUCAAUCAAGUCAAUUAUCCAGUGUUUCAGUGUGACUCUAGAUAAAAGAUGUUUAAAGCUCUGUUUUAGAAUCAAAUUAUUGAUUAAAUUAAAGGUUUGUUCAAUCUGUACGUGUACACCAUGAUGUAUAAAUUAUUUACUCAAUCUAGAAAUUAUUUGGCCACCAAAUGUCAGAGUUUCACAUCACAAUCGAUGGCAUGUGGAGUAAUACUGGCAAGUGGAAACGUUUUGAUGAUCGGCCUGAACACAUUGUGCCAACCAAAGUUCGAGUAAAACGUAAGUGAAGCUAUAAUAGAAAAUUUAUUGGCGUAUGUAUUUUUUUAAAAAUUUUACUUUUUACAUUUUAUCAAGAAAUAAAACGAAUAAAGUAUUCUCUGAUUAUAAAUAUAUAUAUAGCACUGAGUCAUAAUGGGCCCAGACACGCAGCGCCGCCAUUCGCACCCGGGUACCAUUAGACUCAAGCUACUCGGAUGUCAUUUGUGGUAGUUUAUUUUAGUUAAACCGAAGAAGUACGUUUACAAACAUAUAGCCCAUACAAUUAUCUUUCAUUUGAUACCUCAUUUUGUUUUACAAGCCCAACAAUAAUAUUUUAAAUAGCUUUUUAAUCCCAACCUCUCAAUUCUGGUACCCCGGUAGGAAUAGUCACAGCCGGCAAUAAAUCAUUUUAAUGGAAAUUUAAAAUAUUACAAAGGUGAAUUAAACCCCAUGACCAUAUCUUGUCAAGUAUGUUUAAGACCAGGUAGACGACCCUUCAAGAUAAAUCUGUUGCUCUUUUCAUUAACAAUUUCAAUGUUUAUAGAAUGGUAAAUCUUUGUCCAGUGCAUAAUGGUAUAACUUUGUUCAGUGCAUAAUGGUAUAACUUUGUCCAGUGCAUAAUGGUAUAACUUUGUUCAGUGCAUAAUGGUAUAACUUUGUCUAGUGCAUAAUGGUAUAAUUUUGUCUAGUGCAUAAUGGUAUAACUUUGUCUAUUGCAUAAUGGUAUAACUUUGUCCAGUGCAUAAUGUUAUAACUUUGUCCAGUGCAUAAUGUUAUAACUUUGUCAAGUGCAUAGUGGUAUAACUUUGUCUAGUGCAUAAUGGUAUAACUUUGUCUCAUGCUUAAUGUAAAUCUUUGUCCAGUGCAUAAUGGUAUAACUUUGUCCAGUGCAUAAUGGUAAAAAUUUGUCAAGUGCAUAAUGGCAUAAAUUGGGCUGCAGUAGUAGUAGUAAGAACUGGCAUCAGGGACUUUGUGCAUAUUCAAAAGAACUUGCACUAUAAUUACAUGGUAAAUCUCUUUGUCCAAAAUGUUUUGGAAAUUCUGACCUAGAUGAAUGGAGAUCACUGUUAACUUGAUUCUUUAUAUUUGACCUACAUUCUAAAUUAAACUCAGCUGAACUGAUAACAGCUAGUAGAUCAUACCUCUGCCUGUCUUCAAAAUUUAACAUCAAUUUUGAAUUUUCUUCCUCAGCUAAGAAAGAUGAAAGCAAAAAGGAUGAUGAUGCAGAUGAAUCUAAAAUGUUGGAGGGCGAGGAAUCUGAACCAGAAGAUGAUGAGGAUGAAUCUUGAUGAUGUUGAUAGAAUUUUUUUUUUUUUUAAUGGCAUUAAAAGAAAUUGAACAUAAA